AUGAAAGUGAUGCGCCUCGGAUUCGCCGGUUCGGUGUCCUUAGCAACCUUAAGAAUGUCAUAUGGCUUAUCCACUGGCAUUUCGUUCAACAGAACUCACACAUGUUCCAAAGGGGAGUUUGAACCACCGGUAUCGCCCGAAACCUGUCUGAAAUGUAGUGAGAUAGCUGGAUUCAUUGUCUCAUAUUACAUGCCAGUAAGCAAUUUGGUGAAAUAUUUUGCAUUUGUUACCCUUGGUAGCACUUCAUCUAUGGUUGGUAAUUGGUAUCGUUCAUCCUUCAGUGCCUUGUUCAAGGAUUUUGGAUCAAUACAGAUACGAAUCUCACCCGAGCUCUUUGUUGCAGUGAUCAUUCUGCUAUUCCACACAGACGAACUGACGAAAUUUCGAAUAUUUGUUGAAAAAAAUUUUAUACACAUCCACACUUCUCCAUUUGUGAAGUAUGAAGUUGUGGCUAAUUACAGCUUGUUAUACACAAUCCAAGGAUUGGAUCCUAGUCUCACUCCUUAUAUGUUGGCUUCCCAUUUUGAUGUUGUACCAGCACCAAGUGAUGGUUGGCAUUUGGACCCUUUUGCAGCAGAAAUUAAAGAUGACUUUAUUUAUGCCCGGGGAACUGUUGAUGACAAACAUGGAGUUAUGGGUAUUCUUGAAGCAUUAGAACAUGCACUAAAAACUGGUUUCAAGCCCCAAAGAACCUUUUACCUGGCAUUUGGACAUGAUGAAGAAGUAAGAGGGUUGGAUGGUGCUUAUGCUAUUGGUCAACUUUUGAAAUCUCGUCAAGUAAAGCUUGAAUAUCUCCUUGAUGAAGGUCUUAUGGUCACUAAUGGUUUAGUGAAAGGAACUGAUAAGCCAGUUGCAAUGUUUCUUUCUCUAAAACCCAAUACAAAUGCCCUUGUAAGAACAGUCAGUGCAGUGACUCGCUUUGAUGCUGGAAUCAAGGUAAUUGGUUUUUGUAGAAAGAUUAUCCAGGAUGAAAGAGUUCAAUUGAAUGUUAAAUAUUCAAUGGAAGCCUCAUUUACUUCACCUUUUGGAGAUGACAGUUUUGGGUAUCAUACAAUUAAAAACAGCAUCCAAGAGGUGUUUGAGAAUGUAAUUGUUGUACCUGACAAAGCUGAUCUCCAGCCACUUAACACACAUAUAGAAUUGUGA
Messenger RNA from Acanthosepion pharaonis, 1146 nucleotides. NCBI's taxonomy places the organism in Eukaryota, Metazoa, Mollusca, Cephalopoda, Sepiida, Sepiidae. The record is from the annotation of a GenBank genome assembly.